Molecule: messenger RNA, 360 nt
Organism: Trichophyton benhamiae CBS 112371
Lineage: Eukaryota; Fungi; Ascomycota; Eurotiomycetes; Onygenales; Arthrodermataceae
Exons: 2
Coding region: 1-360 (119 amino acids)
Biological process (GO): iron-sulfur cluster assembly
Cellular component (GO): cytosolic [4Fe-4S] assembly targeting complex
Source: RefSeq, a predicted model, not a curated record
AUGGCUGAGCUGCAGGACUUUAUGCUGGUGGCUGAAAAGGACCGGGAUGAGGCAAUGCGAAUUGCUGGCGUUGUUGCGUCAAAGCUUGAGAGCAAACAGACUACACUGAUAGACAUUGUGAAGUCGUUGGGGGAAUAUAUCAAUGAUGAAGACGCCAGUAUACGUGGAAAAGCAGUGUCCUACCUGACGGCGGUGAUAAUAGCUCUCCCAGAUAAAUUCCUGAGCCGACAGCAAAUCCAAGUUUUAACGACCUUCUUUUGUGCCCGGAUUGAAGAUGGCGGUUCUAUCACUGGCUUGCGCACUCUUCACGGGAUGGAGCGGUUUGAUAAGUCCAUGGCUCAAGACACAUUUCGGGCGUAA